AGCUGUUUUAUAAACGCGCCAAUCAAUAUUUUGUGUACUCAGCUCAGCGAGAAAUCUUAUUUGGUGCGCAAAAAGAAGUUUUUGUUAACAAAUCGCAAGUUUAUUUUUAUGAAAAUUUAUUGUUUCGACUGUUCUUGUUAAUAUAAGGACUAUAGAAAAUGGAGCUGAUAAGUUCUCCACCUGUAUACCACACUAGUGCUGCGCAAAAAUGUCGAUCGAGAAACGCUGCCCAUCGAUUCAAAUAUGGCUCCCCGAAAUUAGUGGACAUGAUGCGAGAGAAAUGUCGCCUUCGGAUAAAGGAAGCCCGCAAUGACCAUCUGCUCCGGAAGCGUAAUAUUGCAAACGAGGAGAAAGCUUUAUUGGAAUCGAUUGUUCGUCAGGAGCUAUCUGAAAUCGAGAAAGAUAUCGAAUUGCAGGAAUUGAUUUUUCAGGAGCUGAUUGCAGAAACAAACGAGUGGUUGUUCGAAGAAUACGAACGUUCGGAAAAUUACAUGAUCGAUGAGUAUGGGCAAGAUGUAGUGUUCUGCCCGGUUUGCCAAAAACACGAAUUGACACAAGCCGAAUCACAACUGAUUCGAUGCCUUUGUGGUAUGCAAGUAAGACACGCUAACCUCGAAUGUUUUGGAAAAGUGCUACGGUACACCGUGGAUGAACACGAGCCGCGGUGUGGUGCUAGUUUGCAGUUCUUUAUGGAACCAGUAGGAGAAUACGGACAGCUGAAUGCGUUUUGCCCUAGCUGUGAUUACUACAAAAACCUGACGCAGUGAAUCGUUGUUUGUAUAUUUUUGAUUGCUUCUUUUUGUUACUAUUGUUAGACUCACCUCAUUAUAAUGUAUGACAAUUAUUUUUCGGUAAAUUUGAUAUUACGUGGUUCUCUGAAAUUUGAAUUUAUUUUUUGACUGUCUGUUAAAUGUAUGAUGUUGGAUUUAGCUUCAAAUAAGCCUGGUUUCCAAAGAUUUGUCAUUCCCAUACCGAGAAAUAAAAAUUAGGGAGUAAAACGA
This is a messenger RNA of Topomyia yanbarensis, 1001 nucleotides long. RefSeq names its product RIP-like protein (gene Ripalpha). Lineage: Eukaryota; Metazoa; Arthropoda; Insecta; Diptera; Culicidae. Bases 159 to 767 code for a protein of 202 amino acids. The transcript is spliced from 2 exons. The record is from RefSeq and is a predicted model, not a curated record. Gene Ontology annotation, cellular component: nucleus. Gene Ontology annotation, biological process: protein import into nucleus.